Molecule: messenger RNA, 4959 nt
Organism: Gymnodraco acuticeps
Lineage: Eukaryota; Metazoa; Chordata; Actinopteri; Perciformes; Bathydraconidae
Product: cyclin-dependent kinase-like 5
Biological process (GO): regulation of dendrite development; protein phosphorylation; positive regulation of axon extension
Cellular component (GO): dendrite cytoplasm; nucleus
Molecular function (GO): ATP binding; protein kinase activity
Source: RefSeq, a predicted model, not a curated record
AGAAUGAGGAGGUUAAGGAGACCACGCUGCGGGAGCUGAAAAUGCUCCGGACCCUGAAGCAGGAGAACAUCGUGGAGCUGAAGGAGGCGUUCCGCCGCCGCGGAAAACUCUACCUGGUGUUCGAGUACGUGGAGAAGAACAUGCUGGAGCUGCUGGAAGAAUUACCGAACGGCGUUCCGACCGACAAAGUUCGCAGCUACAUCUUCCAGCUGAUCCGUGCCAUCCACUGGUGCCACAAACACGACAUCGUCCACAGGGACAUAAAGCCAGAGAAUCUCCUAAUCAGCUCCGAUGACGUCCUGAAGCUGUGUGACUUUGGCUUCGCUCGAAAUCUCUCUGAGGGAACCGAUGCCAACUACACGGAGUAUGUGGCGACGCGCUGGUACCGAUCCCCAGAGCUGCUGCUGGGGGCUCCGUACGGGAAGGCGGUGGACAUGUGGUCGGUGGGCUGCAUCUUGGGGGAGCUGAGCGACGGGCAGCCUCUGUUUCCGGGGGAAAGCGAGAUUGAUCAGCUGUUCACCAUCCAGAAGGUGCUGGGACCCCUCCCUCCGGAGCAGAUGAAGCUCUUCUACAACAAUCCUCGCUUCCACGGCCUGCGGUUCCCUGCUGUGAACCACCCUCAGACGUUAGAGCGGAGAUACCUGGGCAUCAUCGGGGGGGCGCUGCUCGACCUGCUGAAGAACCUGCUGCUGCUGAACCCGACGGAGCGCUUCCUGACGGAGCAGUGUCUGAACCACCAGGCCUUCCAGAGCCUGAGGCCCGGACCCCCCACCCCGACCCCCGGCCGCUCCUCCAAGAGGAAACCGCACCACGGAGACACCUCCACCCCCAGCAGGGGCCACGGGGGGAAGGGGGGCCACCGCUCCAGCAGCAGGGAGUGCUCCAGCCUCCCCCGGCAUGAAGACCUGCUCCCCAGCACCGAGGCCUUCCUGAACGGGAACCUGCCAACAGCCAUCACCCUCAGCCCCACCCUGCACCCCAAGAACUACUUCAGCCACCCCCCCCCCUGCGCCGGGGACCUACCCCACCUGCUGGGCCCCGGAGAGACUAAGGGAAAGGCCGACUUCGACCUGAGCCUGGGCUCCAAGGGGUCAGACGGCCCUGGGGCCAAGUACCUCAAAUCCAACUUCCGUUCGCAGCAGAACCGCCACUCGUUUGUGGAGGGAAAGACCAACACACUGCAGGGGGGGGAGAAACACGGGAGGCACGCAGACCCCCACGGCUCCUCCAAGUUCUCCUACCUGAACCUGUCCAGGGGCCACGGCAUGCUGAGCGACGCCAAGUCUGUGGGGAACCUGAACGACGUGCACCUGUACGCCGACGAGCCCCGGUACUUCCCCUCCAGCUGCCUGGACCUCACAGCCCCCAGCAGCCCGCGGCGGGGGGACCACCUGGCCCCCGGGGCUGGCAGGGCCAGCAUGCGCUCCGAGAGAGAGAGCAACACGCUGGACUCAUCCUACAGGAGAUCCUCCAUCAGGCACAAGGCCUCGGAGGACGCCAAGGUCCCGGACACCCUGGACCCGGGGGAGGGCGGGGGGGAGAGGGGCCAUGCCCACUCGCUGGCAGCCCCCCAGGACCCGCUCUCUUAUGGGGGGGGAUACACCAGCCCCUUCUCCUCGCAGCAGAGGCCCCAUCGCCACUCCAUGUACGUCCGGAGGGACCACCAGAGGACCCACGGGGGGGAGGAGGGUCUGCUGGUGGGGCCGGGGGGGCCGACGAGAGCCAGCAGCUUGCAGCUCCUGUCCCCCCAGCUGCAGCACCGGACCCUGCCCCGACACCCUGGAGGGGCCCGGGACGAGGACCUGAGCCGGAGCGAGGCUCCCAGUGAGGUCCACAGCAGACCCCCCCCCAUCAGGGACUCCAUCAGAGACACCAGCUCGUCUUUUCACGCUCAGCGACAGAAAGAGGUGGGCUUGUAUCACGAUCAGCAGGCGGAGGACGGCUCAUCCAAAGAGAACCGGAACAUCUACAGCGAGUCCAUGCCCCGCAGGGUGGGCAGCUUCUACAGAGUCCCGUCUCCGAGGCCGGACAACUCGUUCCACGAGGGCCGGGGCCCGAGCCGGGGCCCGGGCCGGGGCCAGGGGCCAGCGUUCGAUCCCUGGACGGGUCCGGACACGGUGGUUCUGAAUCCCGCGGAGCCAUCCAAAGAGAAGGAGAAGCAGGGCUUCUUCAGAGCCAUGAAGAAGAAGAAGAAGAAGCCUCAGAUGGUUCCCAAUGAAGCGGUGGACAACGCCCUCCAGAAGUCCUCUAGGUCCUCCAGUCACCAGAGCAGCCGCCACCGGACCCGGGACAAGAGCCGAGACCGGGACAAGAGUAGGGACCGAGACAAGAGUAGAGACCGGGACAAGAGUAGAGACCGGGACAAGAGUAGAGACCGGGACAAGAGUAGAGACCGGGACCAGGACCGGGACAAAGACUGGCCUCCUGAGAAACGUUCAGAUUCACACUCUCCGAGUCAGCCCCUGAAGUCUCUGCGUAAACUUCUGCACCUCACCUCCUCCUCCUCUUCCAAUCAGAAUGCUCAUUCUGACAUGCGCUACCAGCCCAACUCGUCCUCCUCUCAGGGGUUCCCAGAGGGCCGGGGCCACUCGGGGGUCAGCACCCCCCAGCUGAAGAGCCGGCAGACUGCCUACCCACUGCCCGGGCAGCUGGAGGCCAGCUGGCACUCGUCAGCUCUGGGUCGCCCCGAGGGAAAUCCGUACCCCGAGCAGAUGAGCAGCAAAGGGGGCCAGAACGGGCACGGCUUCGGACGGACCCCUCGGUCUCGAAUGCCAAACCUCAACGACCUGAAGGAGACGGCUCUGUGAUCGCCCUGAAGACCCCACCCCCCUUAAUGUCUUCUUACGUAACACACAUCUGCUGACUGCUCACACACACACACACACACACACACACACACACACACACACACACACACACACACACACACACACACACACACACACACACACACACACACACACACACACACACACACACACACACACACACACACACACACACAAAUAUACCAACACUUUAAACACUGCUUGUGAAAUGGGCUACAGCCUUCUGUCUUCAUUUUUUAUGUUUGAUAGACUUUAUACUACUGCUUCUGUAAUUCUGAUUAUGAUUUGUAUAAUAACGUAAAUAUAUUACAAACUAAAUAUAUAUAUAUAUAUAUAUAUAAAUGGAUAGAUAGGUUUUACUUUAUGUAUUUCUGUUUCUAUUGGAUAUAGAGAUAUAGUACAUUGACUGCGUAGUAUUUCCUGAACAGUAUCUGCAGCUAACAGAGUUUAUUAUUAGUGAUGGAGGUAAUGUCGGUGACUCUGCAGUGUCUUCACCUCUCUUCCUCUCGUCUCACUGUUUGGUGUCUUCUGGUCACAGCAGUCUUUCAGAUAUAGACAGGGGUGGACUGACAAUCUGUUUGCUCUUUUUUAAAGGGUUCUUGGUUUUUAGGUCAUUUUGUAAUGCUGCCAUUUUAGACACUAUGGUGCCAUGAAGUGAGUAAAGACUGAUGUACAGCUCCUUCUGCUGGAGAAAAUAGGUACUGCACCUUCUGUUUCUGACCUGACAUGAACUUACUCAGCCACUGACAUCUCAUGCACUGUAUGUGCAAAUAAUGUUCACAUAUAUAUAUAUAUAUUUUAUAUAUGAUAUAAAUAACCAAUGCUAUAUGAAAGAAUCAUCCCAAAUAAACACAUAUAACUAACCCUGUAUAGACUUACUGACAGUCCGUUGGGCAGUAACAGGAUCUGAGGUUAUUUACUGAUCUAUAUUCGAUGUACACUAUGGAGGGGGAAUCAUACAGUCAAAUAUACAUUAUUUGUCCUGUUUUCAAGUUGAUAUUAAAGGAUGUGAUUUGUUUUUAUUAUAAAUAUCCUUCCUACAAGGACUCAAGGAGUAGUCUGUUCUCCUCUCUAAACCAGAACGAUCUUAGACCCAGUCCCGGUGGUUCUGCUUGUUCAAUCAGUUAAAAAUAAAUAACUGUAAAUAAAGUCUAGAUGCUGUAGUUAUGUUUGCUAUAUGAAUUGUUUGUACAGCAUAUAGAGGAACUCAAAAGCCAUUAUGAGUGCAGUGAUCCCCAACCGUCCUCUGAAUAUCAGCUCUGCCAUUUUACCAUAAUGUUUAUCUUAGGUUAACUAUCACUGUGUCCAUUAACUAUAUCUAAAUAACUAUUUGUUUAUACUUUCACCUAUUUCUAAUCAUGUUGCCACUACUUUGAGCACCUAACUAUUACUGUAGCUUAUCUUUCUUUGAGCUUUUUCACCAUGUGUCCUUUACUUUUGCACUACCUAACUAUUUAAUACAUCUGUUCAUUUCUUUGGGUUUUUUUUCUGGUCAUCCAUUACUUUGAGCAAACUAUUAACUAUUUGCCUUUGACGUUACUCUUCCCUUGUGUGUCCGUGCAGCAGCAGGACCUGCUGUCAGGAAUCACUGCACUCUUUAAUCUGACGGCACAAACUGAACCACUCGGGACUUAGGAUCAAUCUGAACCCAGAACCAGGAUGUGUUUCUAACUCUGUUUCUGUCAGAACCAGAGCUUUCUUAAUGUUGCACUUUAAAGAGACGGUAUGGCUCAGCAAUAUUAUAACCCACUGCCUGUAAACUCCUCUUCAUCACUGCUCACGGUGUGCAAAGUGUGUGAAGACUCAAAAUGGCGUGGUGCAUUCAAGGACCGUGCGCUCUCUUUCCCCACACAGUAAAUCCCUCUCUGUGAGUUGUUAUUGUUUCUGAAGGAACAUUGUGUAUUAUAUUAAUACUGAGUGUGACCUGUUGGUAAUAUGUAUAACAGAGGAUCAGCUGUUUAAAUGAAUCCAGUAUGUGAUUUUAUUACAGACACAGAUCAUUAGUAGCAUAGCCAGAAUGUGUAUCAUGAGAGUGUAUCCCCCCCCCCCCCCCCACAGGUCCAGGUUUAGUAUUUCAUGUUUACAUAAUGUUACAGUAAAUCUGAAUAAAACAAACUCAUUUAAUUUGAAA